ACUAGAUUAGGUUAGGCUAGGAUAUCUGGUCGGCAUAUAGCCGAGUUGGUCCCAAGGGCCUGUUUCAGUGCUGUAAUUUCUAUGACUCACUGGCACAGACAUACAGAAUGAACAAUCCCUUUACUCGAGCCAUAAGGUCGGAGUGAGACCCACGCUUGUAGCGGUGGUACAUUUCCUCCUUUGUUCUAAUCCAGAAGCAGUUCAGAAAUUCUAGAAAACCAGGAUAAGAGCAAUGGGCCUCACUUUUAUUUAAGCCGUUAGGGUUUGGAAAGACACGUCUCCGGGUGGAGUACCAGAGCGGAAUAAAUGGUUUUCUGUACAGUCCACACCAUUCCUACCCGCAAUAAGAAAGAACUGCAAGAGUGACUUUCCUGGCUGUCCAGAUUUUCUUCACAGCACUUCUCUACAGGCUUGAAAGUAGAAAACAGGAAGGCGAAGUCCCGGCUCUGUCUUUUUACUUUUACUUUCACUUUCUCAGGGACUCACUCCAGUCACCGGGGUAUCACAUUUCUUGGGAGUCGGCUCAAACAGAAAGCACCAGCCUAUCACAGCCCACCCUCUGGAGCCCACACUGUAGACUGGAGUCCUUCUGACUGUGUAGGUGUCUCCUGACCUCCCGUCUUCGGCCUGUUUGUAAAGUCUGAUGCCACCCAAAGGCAACAUGAGAAAGAAGCUUCCUGAUCCUCUCCCUGAGGGCUUUAUCCUUGUGGAUUUUGAAAAGAAACACUGGAAACUUGGGAAAGUUAUUGGUAAUGGUGGAUUUGGGCUGAUACACUUGGCUUCUCCUGCGACAGAAGACAAUGUUGGUGAUGAUGCCAUGUAUGUCGUUAAAAUAGAGCACCAGGAUAAUGGGCCCUUGUUCACAGAGCUGAAAUUUUAUCAGAGAGUGGCGAAAUCUGAGCACAUAAAGAAAUGGAUGAAGGAUCACCAGUUGAGUUUCUUAGGCAUACCUGCUUAUUGGGGAUCAGGAUUGGUUGAACACAAUGGGAAAAGCUAUCGGUUCAUGGUAUUAGACAGACUUGGUGUAGAUUUGCAAAAAGUGCUGGAAGCAAGUGGAAACCGAUUGAGUAAAACAACUGUUUUGCUGAUAGGCAGUCGACUGCUUGAGAUUUUGGAGUUUAUUCAUGAACACGAAUACAUCCAUGGUGAUAUCAAGUCAGCAAACUUACUUCUAGGCUUCAGAAAUCACAAAGAGAUUUAUCUAGCAGAUUAUGGUCUGGCGUUCCGAUAUCAUCCUAAUGGAGCUCACAAGCAGUAUAAGGAGGAUCCGAAGAAAGGUCACAAUGGGACGAUUGAAUUUACCAGUAUCGAUGCUCACAAAGGUGUAGCUCCAUCCAGACGAGGUGACCUGGAAAUCCUCGGCUACUGCAUGCUACAGUGGCUGUGUGGGAAGCUACCCUGGGAGCAGAGCUUGAAGGAUCCUGUAGCAGUUCAAGAAGCUAAAAUCAAAUUUAUGGAAAACCUUCCUACCUCUGUGCACCAUUGUUUUCCCUCUGGAUUUGAAAGCAGUGAAAUAAUCAACUAUUUCUGUUAUGUGAGCACUCUGAAGUAUGAAGAAAAGCCACAAUAUCAGAAACUACGCAAAAUCUUAUUGAACAGCCGAUAUAAGUGCAUGGAUUCUCAGUUUCUAUUUGAUACGGAAAAUUUUAAGAACGUACCUUCAAAUCACAAAAUUCAAAAUGCAGCUGUAACAAGACACAAAACAAGACGACAAACUCAACACGAACCAAAAUCGACAAAAGAGAAAAGUAGCACACUGCGUAAUGUCGAACAUGCAGCUUCACUGAAGCUAAGGGAUAGAAAAGCAGAGGUCACAAUGACUGUACAAAACAAACCAAAAAUGACUGGUUUAUUUGAAUCUUCAAUAUCACCUCAGGUCAAGGUUAGGAAACCAGAGGUCACAAUGACUGUUCAGAAUAAAGCUAGAAUAAUUGGUCCAACUGAACUUCCAAGAGGUCCUCAGCUUACUUACAGUAAACCAGAGGUCACAAUGACUGUUCAGAAGGAAACAAGAGUGACUGAGCCAACAGUACCUUCCAUCAUGUUCCAGGAUCAAAUCCGAAUAAAAUCAGAUGUCUUACUAUAUGGUUUUGCGGUUCUUGUCUUGAUAGUUUCGAUUAUCCUAGUAAUCAUGUUUUUUUAAGUACUGUACAAUUUAUCAGAGCCGUCACUCUUUCUGUGCUGUGUAAUAAGUUAACUUUUCAGACAGUUUAACAGUCUCUUUUGCAUAAAGCUAUUGAAUAGACAGACUAAAUUUAGCACUAUUAAGAACACUCUACAUCAUCAGUUUAUUUAUGGCGACAGAAUAAAUCUGAUUCAGCUUUUGUUACAUGGGAUUUUGAAAUUCUUUUUAUCACAAGAAUUGUAUUAACUAUUUGCAGUUAUGACAAAUUAGUGUAUGCAAUCACAGCAUUCAUUAAAUCAAGUUUAUAAGCUGCCAGAUAUACAAGGUUAAUCUUCUUACAAUUAGGAGUAGAUCAAUAAAUUUCUUAACAUGGUUGUCAACUUCAGAAACUAGACAUCUUGUUAACAAAUAUUCAUAUGAAGAAUCUUCACACAACCGUGGUUAGGAUUUCUUGAUAGUCAUCUUUACUGUAAUUGGCUAAAGAAAGGGGAAGAAAAAUUAAGAAUGGAAACUUUCCUGCAUUAUUUUGUUACUGUUUACCACAAAACAAUGUGAUAAUGAUGUCAUCUUUAAGGACUGGUGAUUUGUUGUAUAACAAACUACUUGAUUUCUUUAGGUAAAAUAAUUUGAGAACUCAGGAUAAAACAAGUCCUUAAUGUUAUGCCAAAGAAAUCUUCUUGUUCAUAAUGUAUUGAUAAAUGGCUAACUUGUGAAAUAAGAAAUUUAAACACUGAAUGCAGUCUAUUUAUUUGCUUAUUGUUUGAUUAACUAGCCAAUAGCAUUCUACAGUCACAACAUCUUCUUUCCAAGUAAACUUCAAAUUAUUUCAAAAAUUUGUAUAACUUCUAAAGCACUGUUCUUUCAAAAGUUACCAAAUUAAAAUAUAAUUAAUAAAGGAGCAAGCAAGAUCAUACUAUGUUACACAGAUGUAAAUCAUUUGAGGAAGCACUGAUAAUUUGACAGUGAAGGUACUAUUUGUACUUAAAUUAUUUGGAUUUGGUGGAAAAGACUAGGUUAUAAAAUGCUUUGCACUGUUAUAAAAAAGCAAGAAGUGUUUAAAAGCAACCAAAAAGCUAUAUCAUUUAACUUGAGCACAAGUCUCAACAAUUGGUGCAAAAAGGGAGGGUUCUAGAUUCCUGGAGUACUGGGACGGUUUCUGGGGAAGGUAGGACCUGUACAAGUGGGUCGGUCUGCACCUGCAACUGAAUGGGACCUUGUGGGUGGGUUUGUUAAUGCUGCUGGGAGGAAUUUAAAUUAGUUUGGCGGAGGGAGAGAAUACAGCAUUAGUACAAUAGAGACAAAGCAUACUAUAGUAAAAGAACCAAGGCAGGAGUUCAGCCACGUUGAGUUUCCAGCAAUGUUGUUGGUACCACAGAGAUGUAGUGGAGGGAGGGGCAGAGUUGGCAUCUCAACAUUCUGGGGAAACGAUGUUCAAGCAGAAUAGGGGAGGAUGUAAAAGGGUAGUGUUGCAUUAUUAAUUAAGGAGUUAGUGACUACAAUAAGGAAGGACAACAUCUUGGAAGGGUCUUCGAAAAAGGCUUUGUGGAUCGAGCUUAAGAAUAAAAAUGGGAGUCACAUUUCUCGAUGUGUAAAAGUAAUAAUAACAGGGUAAUUAUAUUGGAGGAUUUCAACUUCCCUAACAUUAAUUUGAAUGAUCAUAGUGUAAUGAAUUUAGAGGGUGUGGAUUUAUUGACAUAUAUCCAGGAGAGCUCUUUAUGUCAACAUGUCAGAAGUCAAACAAGAGGUGAUGCAGUGCUGCAGCAAAUUCUGGGGAACAAAGCUGGACAUGUGGUCAAGGUGGCAGUGGGAGAGUAUUUUAAUAACAGCGAUGACUACACUACAUUUUAAGUUUGUUAUGGAAAGGAAAAAGAUGGUCUGCAAAAAAGGUUUGGGCUGAGGAAGGCAGGUUUUAAUUAAAAUAAGGCAGGAUCUGGCCAAAGUAGACUGGCAGCAGGAACUUGUAGGAAAAUCUAUUGCAGAACAGUGGGAGACAUUUCAAAAGGAAAUGGAAAAGGAAAUACUGACCCAUAACGUUCCCUUUAAGAUGAAACGUACCAGCAAAGAGGCCAGGGAACCCUGAAUGUCUAGGAAUAUUCAGUUAAAAAUCAGACAAUACCAGGUUAUAGUCCAACAGGUUUAAUUGGAAGCACACUAGCUUUCGGAGCGAUGCUCCUUCAUCAGGUGACUAUCCUGAUCCAGAUUUGUUGUAUUCCAGAUUGCUGUGGGAGGUGAGGGAGGAAAUUACAGGAGCUCUGUCCCAAAGCUGCUAGAGAUAAACCAGGGAAUUCCAAACCAACAACUCUCACAUCAAUUGCAAUUCAACUAUUGGAGAAAAUUCUGAAGAAAGUAAUUCAUUGAAAGUGCUGAGAGUGAUGAGCAAGGAAUUCUAAAGUACUGACCAUCAUGAUGAAGUAGUCAAUGGGAACAGAGAAAGCAUCCUUGGAUUGGAAACAUGGUACCCAUAUUGAAAUAGGAUGACAAAACAAGUUUGGGCAAUCUCAAACCCAACAGCCUUACUUCCAAUCCACACCAAAUAAAGACUGUGAGAAAUAACCUCUAUGUUGAUCUGUAUAGUAAUAUAUCAAUUAACUUGAACUUGGAAGAGGAAAAUCUGACCUCACCAAACUCAUCAACUCCUUCGAUAAAUUUUAACUAGAUUUUCUAUGAAAAGCAAUUAAUUUGUCCAUCAACCAACAUCAGAAAAACUGAUGCAUUGUUAAUUUUCCACAUGGCUGCCUGUCAGACCUUUAAAUGAGCUUAUAUUUGAAACAUUGACUCUCCUGCUCCUCGGAUGCUGCCUGACCGGCUGUGCUUUUCCAGCACCACACCUUUUGACUCAGAUCUCCAGCGUCUGCAGUCCUCACUUUCUCCUAGAUCUUUAAAUCAGACAGUUUAAUUCUGAUUGAUCAAGUCAUUACCUUGAUGAAUAAGCCAGAGAUUGGAUAUUGAGGCCCAGUUACCAAAUAUGUUUACGAAAGGACAAAUUGCUCAUGUCCCAUUUACUAAUUUGCUGAUAAGGCCUAUCUUAGAGCAUGCAAAAGUGUAAGAAUCCCAAAAGGUUUACUGACUUGGAAGGUAGGUUUGCAGUUGACAAUAGUAGAGAGGCUGCUGACUGAUUUCUCAACAAGGACAUCAACAAUAUUAUUCCAGAAAUCCUUGAAAAGUAAUUUAUUUGUUAUUAAGUAUUUUGAAACUGAGGUAUAUAUAUGUUUUUAAAUAUUUUUAUUGCAAACCAGAGUUCUUGGAACUCAAACUGAACCAUGUGUUUUUUUGUUUAGUGAAUAAUUUGCUUUAAAAAGUUACAACAGCCAUAAUUCCAAAUGAGAGAAAGUUACACAGAGUUUCUAGGGGACCAUCCAGUUGACUGGGGCAGGGGGAGGUGCUGGAGGAAGACAAGACUGAUCCAAACUUGACUUCCACAUUUACUCGCUGCUGGGAGGUUGUUCAAGAGUGAAGCAGGUAUCAAGCUCUGAACUGCUGAGAAGUCUUUCGAUGGAGGUACAUUUGCUGUAGUAGCAUUCCAAAGUAAAAGAGUUUAAAGUACUUACAUUAUUUUAGCAUACAAAGUUAGAAUGAAUCUCAUACCACAGUAUUGGGAUACAGGUGACAGUUGGGUAAAUAAGUGAGAUUAAGGUCUUGAAGUUUUAAAAGAAAAGAAGAAAAGAAAUCAAAGCUGUGUCAGAGAUAGGUCAGCACUUGAAAGAAGCUAGGUCAGAAGCAUAGUAAUGUGUUGCUGGAGAAGCGCAGCAGGUCA
Molecule: messenger RNA, 5879 nt
Organism: Chiloscyllium plagiosum (whitespotted bambooshark)
Lineage: Eukaryota; Metazoa; Chordata; Chondrichthyes; Orectolobiformes; Hemiscylliidae
Product: serine/threonine-protein kinase VRK1-like
Biological process (GO): protein phosphorylation
Molecular function (GO): protein kinase activity; ATP binding
Source: RefSeq, a predicted model, not a curated record